AAUGAGUUUUGAAAUGCCGUUUGCAAUCAAUUUGCACUGAAUUUGGUGUACAAACACUCUGUGACCACAGUAUCCGACACUUACUGUAUUGAGUGACCCAUCACUUCAAUAACCGUUGAAUCCAUUAUUGUCUCCAAAUGUCAACCAAUACUGUCAUUGAGAUCAAAGACAUCCAACAGUUUAAUAAACUGUUACUCAGAGACACUCUGAUUGUGACCCACUUUAUGGCCGAAUGGGCGCAACAGUGUCUUCAGAUCAAUGAUGUCUUCAGCGAAUUGUCGCAAAACAAGGACUACUCGAGCGUUAUAUUCGCCAAAGUGUCGGCCGAAGACAUUCCCGAGUUGUCGCAGCAGAUGAAUGUCACAUCAGUUCCCACGUGUAUAUUGUUUUCAAAGUCCAAACAAUUGUCUCGAAUAGAAGGCGCAGACGUACCACAACUCACACAACAAGUCAAACAACUGGCCUUCAAGUUGGGAUCAAAUGUCGGCAUCACUUCCAACGCUUCCGACCACAACAUUGACGAACGGCUGAAGACUUUGAUCAAUAGGUCGCCGGUUAUGGUGUUCAUGAAGGGAACGCCUGACGCCCCGCGCUGUGGAUUCAGUCGUACUUUGAUCUCAAUCCUGAACGAAGUGAACGCCAAUUACGACACUUUCGACAUAUUGUCCGACGAAGAGGUGCGCCAAUCGUUGAAAGUGUUGUCCAAUUGGCCCACUUAUCCACAGGUGUACGUCAAGGGACAGCUCAUCGGAGGUCUCGAUAUUAUCAAAGAAUUGAAAGAAUCGGAAGAAUUGGUUUCAGCACUCAAACCAUGAAUUGAGAGAUGAUAUGAGUUUUAUUUCAUUACUAAUAAUAAAUAGAUUUUAAUUCAAUUAUUAUAUCAUUAUUUAUCACAAAUUCAAUGUAAAAACAUUUCAAAUAUGUCUCAUUUGAAAGGAUAGGGCUUUUGGGUGUGAAAUAUAAAACAAAAGUUGAGAGAAAAUUAAUUGUCAUUAAAGUGAUUAUCUUAU
Molecule: messenger RNA, 1010 nt
Organism: Oppiella nova
Lineage: Eukaryota; Metazoa; Arthropoda; Arachnida; Sarcoptiformes; Oppiidae
Source: the annotation of a GenBank genome assembly